Molecule: messenger RNA, 1259 nt
Organism: Chara braunii
Lineage: Eukaryota; Viridiplantae; Streptophyta; Charophyceae; Charales; Characeae
Source: the annotation of a GenBank genome assembly
ACUCUCUCUCCUCUGUUGCUGCUUGCAGGGCGAAGGAGUCCUUGGCGUUUAUAGCUUUGCUCAUCAAUCAUCAAUCACCAAUCUUGACCGUCGAUCUUGAUCAUCAAUCGUCAAUCAUCAAUCUUGACCGUCCAUCUUGAUCAUCAAUCAUCAAUCAUCAAACUUGACCGUCCAUCUUGAUCAUCAAUCAUCAAUCAUCAAUCUUGACCGUCGAUCUUGAUCGUCAAUCAUCAAUCAUCAAUCAUCAAUCUUGACCGUCGAUCUUGAUCAUCAAUCUUGUGUGACCAUGGAUUUCGCCAAGUUCACAGAUGUCAAUGAACUAGCGAAGAUGGUGAAUAUCAGUAAUCUCGCCGAGAUCCCGAUGCUUCCGGAGCUGGCAGAGAAAUUCGAGGUCAGCCUUGAGGUGGCACUGUGUGCGGCAUUGUCGACUUUGUCAAUCACUUUCCUUGUCUCCUUGUUCUUACUUAAGGCUGCAUUUGGUGGGAGCGCAGGAGAUACCAUAGUUUUCCUCGGCCUCUGCGGCGCAGGUAAGACCAGUCUUUUCUCACAGCUGCGUGACGGUUCCAUGCAUAAUGGCACAGUCACGUCCAUGGAGCCCAACGACGACCGCUUUGCGCUCUUCUCCGAGCGCAAGAGCGGGCGCAAAGCGCGCCCCGUGCGCUUCGUUGACCUCCCCGGGCAUCCCCGCUUGAGGGCCAAGGUCGACGAAUUCCUCCCUCAGGCACGAGGGAUUGUGUUUGUCAUCGAUGCUCUCGAUUUCCAGCUAAGGCCAACAGCAGAGUUUCUGUACGAAAUGCUCACUAAGAAGAUAGUCGUCAGCUCAAGAAUGCCUAUCCUUAUAGCUUGCAACAAGUUGGACAACGUGUCGGCCCACUCUGUGGAGUUCAUUCGGCGGCAGCUGGAAAAGGAGAUAGAGAAACUGAGAGUGACCCGGACGUCACUCUCCGAUGGAGAUGCAUCGUCGACGGAAGUCCGGCUUGGAAAAGAAGGGGAGGUUUUCAAAUUCACACAAGUCAAGAACAAGGUCACUUUUGCAGGGAUCAUAGUAGCCAAUAAUGAUAUCCAGGAGGUAGAGCGGUUCGUAAGAGAGCGAGUGAGGGGGUAGGGAGAGGGGGAAAAGUCGUUUUUUUUUUCCCCUUUUCUUCUCUUUGUGUUCUUUGUUUUUUUUGUGCAUAUGACCGCAGUUUUUUUAGCAAGGGAAGAAAGAAAAUUUCAGAAACAGAAAUGGAAGGAAAAAAAUUAAGAAAAGAAUGCCGUAG